Molecule: messenger RNA, 3456 nt
Organism: Protopterus annectens (West African lungfish)
Lineage: Eukaryota; Metazoa; Chordata; Ceratodontiformes; Protopteridae
Gene: ALDH4A1
Product: aldehyde dehydrogenase 4 family member A1
Exons: 15
Coding region: 94-1770 (558 amino acids)
Molecular function (GO): L-glutamate gamma-semialdehyde dehydrogenase (NAD+) activity
Source: RefSeq, a predicted model, not a curated record
GCCCUGGCUUGACUUUUGUGCUAUGUAGCAAUCGAGACUUCUAGGUUUAAUUUUACUUUGUAGCUGAAGAAGGUUCUAUCAUCUACUGCCCCCAUGCUGUCGCUCUUGAUCCGACGGACUGUACUCCACAGUCGUCAGCGGCUACGCCUGAUACACUCUGAAAUUAAGGAUAUAAAGAAUGAGCCAGUCCUUGAAUUUAGACGGGGGAGUCCAGAGCUGGCUGCCUUGCAGAAGGCCCUUAAAGACUUGCAAGGCAAAAUGGAGGAAAUCCCAUGCAUGGUUGGAGGUGAGGAAGUGUGGACCAAGGAUGUGAGAUACCAGGUCUCGCCCUAUGAUCACUCACAGAAAGUUGCCAAGUACUGCUAUGCUGACAAGGAGCUUAUUAAUAAAGCAAUCAAUGCUGCUGUUUCGGUACGGAGAGACUGGGACCUAAAGCCCCUCAGAGAUCGAGCAGAGAUCUUCCUGAAAGCAGCAGAUUUGAUUUCUGGACCAAGGAGAGCAGAGGUGUUAGCCAAAACAAUGAUUGGCCAGGCUAAGACAAUUGUCCAGGCAGAAAUUGACGCUGCAGCUGAGCUAAUUGAUUUUUUACGUUUCAAUGCCAAAUAUGCCUUAGACCUGCAGAAUGAUCAACCAAUCAGCUGUCAUCCCAGCACCAAUAAGAUGGUGUAUAGAGGCCUAGAGGGGUUUGUAGCAGCGGUGUCGCCCUUUAAUUUUACUGCCAUUGGUGGCAACUUGGCUGGAGCACCUGCAUUGAUGGGCGGGGUAGUGCUGUGGAAACCAAGUGACACUGCUAUACUCUCCGGCUAUGCUGUGUACCAGAUACUUCUGGAAGCUGGUCUUCCACCCAAUGUUAUCCAGUUUGUACCAGCAGAUGGACCAGUUUUUGGAGAUACAGUGACAUCUUCCGAACACUUGGCAGGAAUCAAUUUUACUGGCAGUGUGCAAACUUUUAAACGUUUAUGGAAACAGGUAUCAGAGAAUCUAGACCAAUACCGCACUUUCCCUCGUCUGGCUGGAGAGUGUGGUGGGAAAAACUUCCAUUUUGUCCACAAGUCAGCUGACGUAAAUAGUGUUGUGAAUGCAACUAUUCGCUCAGUUUUCGAGUAUGGAGGUCAGAAAUGCUCAGCUUGUUCCCGUAUGUAUGUUCCUGACUCACUUUGGCCACAGAUUAAAGAGCAGCUCAUUGAAGAAGUUAAAAAGAUAAAAGUUGGAAAUCCAGUUGAGGACCUAAGCACCUUUUUCUCAGCAGUUAUUGAUGAAAAGGCCUUUGGGCGGAUUAGGAAAUGGCUUCAGCAUGCCCAUUCAUCACCGAACCUGUCCAUUUUGACUGGUGGAAAGUGUGACGAUACAGUAGGGUACUUUGUGGAGCCCACCAUUAUAGAGACCAAGGACCCAAAAGACCCAAUAAUGGAAGAGGAAAUAUUUGGACCUGUCCUGACAGUGUACGUGUAUCCAGGAAAUAAAUACGAAGAAAUAUUGCACUUAAUUGACGCUACAUCUCCGUAUGGCCUCACAGGGGCAGUGUUUGCACAGGACAAGGGUGUGAUCAAUGAAGCAACUCGGCUGCUGCGGAAUGCUGCAGGGAAUUUCUAUAUUAAUGACAAAUCAACAGGAGCUGUUGUGGCCCAACAGCCUUUUGGGGGAUCUAGAGCAUCUGGAACUAAUGACAAACCUGGUGGUCCUCAUUACAUUCUUCGCUGGACGUCUCCUCAGGCUAUUAAGGAGACCCACGUUCCACUGACAGAGUGGAAAUACCCAUACAUGUCAUAGCAAAACACAGCACCACUACUGAGACUGUUAACUUUGCAGCAGAUUAUAGUUUGAUCCUGGCUGUUACCUCAAUCUUUUAUGUACUACUGAUUUUUAAAACUGUGGAUAUGUUUGUCACUAAGGCAAAGCUCCAUGUACUACUGAUUUCAAUACGUGCUGAAAAUCACUUACUGGAGAAAUAGCUAUGCUAAACAGUGUUACAUUUCCAUAAUUACUUGCAACAACUUUUUUUUAAAAAUAUCAUUUGUUUUUGUAGCAGGUUGUCACUGAAUGUCUUCGCUUUUUUUAGAUGAAAUAUUUAAUAUUAUAUACUUAAAGUAAAUUGAUUGUAAACCUAAAAAUAUGCAAUGCACUUGCAGCCAUGUUAAACAGAUUAUUCAAACAGAUAAAAUAAGAAGAACUAGUCUUACUGUGAGGCGACAAUGCUACCGCAGCACCACCACCGCAAUUAUAAAACUGAUCAAAGCUUCUUAGCUUUCUGAAGCUAAUUUUUUAGGUAGAAAAUUGUUAUUCCACUUGUUUGCUGGCAGAAUGACAGCAUUGCUGCUGUUAUUAAUGGCAGACUCAUUUUGUGCUCAAAAUCUGGUAACAUCUAAUUCAUUGCUAGGUCAAGCAAAAUGAGGACUUAAUUUUUUGGGCAGUCUGUCUCAAGACUUCAUGUGAUGGUAUUUGCCUACAUAUUUCUCAUAAGGAGAAUACUUGACUUAUGCUGUGAUCAUUAUUUGGUCCUGAUGAUGUCUCCAUCAGUAUCUCCAGUUAAAGAAUAACAAGAAAAUCCACUGGAGUCAGGAGAUGGUGGGAUGCACUGUGGCUUUGAGGCAACGUCUGUUCCACAUUUAUGUUCCUGAAAAAAUGUGUGACCAGAGUUAUGUUAGCAAAUGCAUACAGCUAAAAGUUAAAAUUCUGCUGGGGAAAACUGCAUCAAUAAGAAGGGCUCUCUCAAAGACAAGUGACAUUAUGUUUGUUCAAUGGAGAAUAUAGAAAAUGAAGUAGCCAUUACUGAAAAAUAUGGCAUAGCUAGUAAGUAAGUUUGGCAGUUAGCACAGAGGCUUAAGGCUGUGAGCUGUAAACAUGUUUUCUGUGUGAUAGGGUUUGUUUCCUUCAACUUUUAUUUGCCUUCUGUAUGACCCUGAGCAAGUCAUUUAACCAAACGGUGCAUUGGGGCAAUUGAAAAUUUGGUCUAGGCUCAUGAAUCGUCUCCUGAACUUACAUGCAUAUUAAUUACUUAUAACACAUAUACGUAUGAACCAUAAAUAAGUGAAUAUGAUAUAGGAAGUAAAUAACUGACAUAGAUAGGAAGUAAUUAACUAUAACAUAGAAAGUAACUAUGACCUAGAUAGGAUGUAAAUAACUAUGACAUAGAUGGGAACUAGCUAACUAUGACAUAGAUAGGAAGCAGCUAUGACAUAGAUAGAACAUGCUGUGUGUUACUUGCACUGCGUGACUUUGUUCUUUUAUACACAAGAAUGUACAUUAAUUUAUGUGACUGAAAUCUCACUAUGCACAGACUUUACUGCUGCUUUGUAUGCAAUUUGUAUUUGAUCAGCAGUACUUUAUAUUCAAUAGACGGGGAGCACCCCACCUGUACUUGAGUGUCUUAUUCAGGCGUUGGCCAUGAGCUUUUUUUGGCCUCACUUGUAAUCUGUAACUAUCACUAAAGAAUACAGUUUUGUUUUCAUGGAGAAA